CUCAUCUUCUCAAAUACAUUUAAUAAUAGUACGAUGAAUAUAUUACCUAACAGAUUCACAUGGAGUAUAAAAUAUUAUGUGUAAGGUAGUAGUUUUUGCGCAGUUUUAUUGUUGUCAUACACAGUUGUCAGCCGUAUAAACAUUAUAAACAAAUCAAAUUUCCUACGAAAAAUUUUCAUAUGGAACCUUGAAAAAUCUGUAAGGUGUAUAGUGUGCUCGUGACUGUAGAUGAAAAUGUGUGCGUUGCAGUUUGCUUUCCUGUUUUUCAGUUUUUGCGCUCUUUUCAAGAAUGGAAAUUCUUUGGAAUGCUUCUCGUGCAGUUCUCAACUGGGAGCAAACGGGUUGAACAGAAACUGUGAAGAAUUGUCAUGGUACGACACCCACAAGAAAACACAAUGCUACUUUGCAGAUUCAGUUUGUGCCAAAUACGUCGUGGAUCAUAAUGGUGAAAGAUGGAUCCAUCGCUCCUGCCAGCAUUACGAUGUCUGCUCCUUCCUCCAAACCAAGUACAACAAUGACAUGAAUCUGCUGCUAGAAUGUUCCGUGUGCUCAGACAAAGAUAUGUGUAAUGGAUCUCCACAAGCGAGAUAUUUUCCAUUAUUUCUGAUAUCGGGCAUGACAGUGAUGAUAUCUAGAUUAGUUAAUUGACGAUCCAUACGAGAGAUUUGCUGAGUAAAUUGAUAACAAAAUGACUAACCGAAUUUUAGGAUAGCUAGGAAGGAGAACUUAGGUAUUUAUGAUAUCUGACGAAAUGUGAAAAUAUAAUGCUGAUUAUCAAUAAACUAGACGUACAACUGACUUGACUCAUAAUAGCAAACAAUCAAAAUUAUUGCUUUGCUUAUCAAAGCAAUACAUCUUCGCAUUAUACAUUCAGGAUCAAUCAAAGGUUUUCUUUUGCGAUACUCGAAUUCAAAAUGUUUGCAGUCCGACUUUUUGAAGCCUACAUUACUAUAGCCUAGUAGCAAUGAUAUAAUAAAGCUGUAGCUCUUCUUGUGGAUAUUCGUUUUUCUCAUUUAUCCGAUAGCUCUACUAUGAUAAGAAUACAUAAAAUUAAGGAUGAUAACGCAUGUGUUUCAUUGCCCUCUUUACCAUUUCUACCUCAUAUCGAUUUCUAUAAGUCUUUUA
Messenger RNA from Acanthoscelides obtectus, 1125 nucleotides. The record is from the annotation of a GenBank genome assembly. Lineage: Eukaryota; Metazoa; Arthropoda; Insecta; Coleoptera; Chrysomelidae.